GAAACUUGUCAUCCCCUCUUCCCACACGCAAACAUGGAAGACAUCGCCCCCGAGUACGAUGUCGUUGUGCUUGGCACAGGUCUCACCGAAUGUGUUCUUUCCGGUGUCUUGAGUGUCAAGGGCAAGAAGGUGCUGCACAUCGACCGCAACGACCACUACGGCGGUGAGGCCGCAUCCAUCAACAUCGAAGCCCUCUUCAAGAAGUAUGGCAACGACAACGGCAGCGAGCCUUGGAAGAAGUACGGUCGCCCCAACGACUGGAACAUCGACCUGGUUCCUAAGCUCCUCAUGUCCAACGGAGAGCUCACCAACAUCCUCGUCUCGACCGAUGUCACCAGAUACCUCGAAUUCAAGCAGAUCGCUGGCAGCUACGUUCAGACCGGUGCCGGCAACAAGGCAAACGUCGCAAAGGUUCCUACGGAUGCUUCAGAGGCUCUCCGUAGUCCUCUGAUGGGUUUGUUCGAGAAGAGAAGAGCAAAGAAGUUCUUGGAAUUCGUUGGCGCAUACAAGGAGGAGGACCCCGCUACACACAACGGCAUGAACUUGAACCAGUCCACCAUGAAGGAAGUUUACGACAAGUUCGGCCUAGAGGCAACCACAAGAGACCUCGUCGGACACAGCAUGGCCCUGUACACGACCGACGACUACGUCAACGAGAAGGGCGGUGUUAAAGAUGCCAUCUCGCGCAUCAGACUCUAUGUCAACUCGAUGGCCAGAUACGGAAAGUCGCCUUACAUCUACCCCCUGUACGGUCUGGGUGAGCUCCCUCAGGGCUUUGCUCGCCUCAGUGCCAUCUACGGAGGUACAUACAUGCUCAACACCGAUGUCGACGAGAUUCUGUAUGAGAAUGGCAAGGCCGUCGGUAUCAAGGCAACCAUGAAGGAACGCGAUCAAGAGGGCGAGGGCAUGACCUUCACAACAAAGUGCAGCAAGAUUCUGGCAGACCCCUCAUACUUCCCCAGCAAGGUCAAGCCUGUUGGUCACCUCCUGAAGGCGAUCUGCAUCCUGAACCACCCCAUUGAGAAGACAGACAAUUCGGACUCGGUCCAACUUAUCAUUCCUCAGUCGCAGAUUGGAAGAAAGCACGACGUGUACGUCGCCAUGGUUUCGUGGGCACACAACGUGGCUCCCAAGGGAUACUACAUUGCCAUUGUUUCAACCAUUGCCGAGAGCGACAGCAACCACCACCUCGAGUUGCAGGCUGGUUUCGACCGCCUCGGCAAGAUUGAGGAGAAGUUCAUGGGACCUCCUAUCCCCAUCUACGAGCCUCUUGAGAGCGGAAGCAACGACAACAUCUUCAUCUCCAGAAGUUAUGACGCAACCAGCCACUUCGAGACUACCACUGACGACAUUCGCGACAUCUACAGAAGAGCAGAGGGUCACGAGUUGGUGGUCGAGGGUCUGCGCGAGGGUCAGAACCUUGUGGCGGAAGAGUAGACGAUUGUCAAUUAGAGAAAUCAACAGCCGGC
Aureobasidium pullulans EXF-150 is the source of this 1469-nucleotide messenger RNA. RefSeq names its product rab GTPase activator. Gene Ontology annotation, molecular function: Rab GDP-dissociation inhibitor activity. Lineage: Eukaryota; Fungi; Ascomycota; Dothideomycetes; Dothideales; Saccotheciaceae. The transcript has 8 exons. The record is from RefSeq and is a predicted model, not a curated record. Gene Ontology annotation, biological process: vesicle-mediated transport; protein transport; small GTPase-mediated signal transduction. Gene Ontology annotation, cellular component: cytoplasm. The coding region runs from base 34 to 1437 and encodes 467 amino acids.